GUAUUAACAGGAAAAAGAAGAUAAAGACAAACCAGGGCUAUUGGCUAUGCUGCAAAAAGUUCUUCAACUCUAUUUUGAAAGGGAACGGAGUUGUAAAAGCCGAGCAUUUCUCGAAACUCUGAUCAAAGGUCUCUUCUCUUGCUCUCGCAUCAACGCAUCUCUGUUCAUCUUCAACUCGGGUGCAGGAAGAGCUGACUUCUGCAAAGCAUUAAACUCAGGAAGAAACUCCGAGAGGUUGGAUUGCGAUAUCAACUUGGAUGGAGAAAUUGAUAGGGAUGAGUUUGUGAAGUUUAUUGAGCAGAUUACGGCUGAGACAUUUAACGUGGUGAGUCAGGGUUUGAUCAUAUCUUUGAUUGUGGCUCCAACUGUGGCUAUUGCGACGAAGAAGGCCACGGAAGGUGUCCCGGGAGUUGGCAAAGUUGUGCAGAAGCUGCCUACUUCAAUCUAUGCUUCUCUUGUGACUCUUGCAGUUGUGUGGGUGAAUUCUGAUUCAAGUUAAGCUUCUCAUAUUGCAAAGCUUGCCACCAGAAUAAAUGUGUUUAUACUCC
Arabidopsis arenosa is the source of this 548-nucleotide messenger RNA. The record is from the annotation of a GenBank genome assembly. NCBI's taxonomy places the organism in Eukaryota, Viridiplantae, Streptophyta, Magnoliopsida, Brassicales, Brassicaceae.